UUCAUAUAUUUUACAGAGCCACACCUUAGUUGUGUCAUCGUUUGAGUUACUCUGUUCUCUUGAUGAUAUGUUUUCAUGACAUUUUUCACUUGCAAUUAUUGGUCACUUUAAGACAGUUACGGACUGAUGCAGAAAAAAAGUGUUGCUCAAGAACUGUCAUUGUUUUAGAGACCAUAUCGCUGUAAUUUCUUGCACUAUUUGUCCUCAGUAAAUUAAAUUUGUUUCAGUGGUAAUCGGACAAAAUUCCAUCCCGCCCUCUGGUGAUAUAUUGAAACAUAUGAAAGAUCACUGUACGGCCUUGCAAGAAACCAAUUAACCAGUACAAAAGACAAAAACUGCACCAAAAAAUUACAGCUUCUUGAUGUUUUACGAAAUCUCUAUUGCCUUGGAGAAGGAACGAUGCAAUCCGUUCGCCGUAUUUAACAACAAUUCUGACAAAAACGUCCUCCGGCAGCAGCGAAUUAUCCGCUGCACAUGUAAGCAGACAACCCACCCGAUGGUAUUCUUGCCAAAACAGUUCCCGCCAUAGUUUCAUACCAAUCUACGUUCUGUAAAACGGCCGUGUUUUUACCCUUUUACGCCUGUCUUUCAAAAAACUGUUUUCUUGUAAAUCUCGCUUUUGUUGUACAAACAACCAUUGUCAAGUUAUUGAUGUAUACAUGUACCCAGUCUGGUUAUUUGGGACACGUUUCGUUAAAAAUUCAUUAUCCACCGAAACACGCAUGCCUGUUCACAAGUUGAAUCGAGUUAGGGAAGCGUAAAACGUCAAUAUCUUCAUUUUUCUUGUCGAAAAUCCCCUUAAACAAGGACACUAAGGCAGCCUUGCCUCCAUUCCUGCCUUUGAAUCAUCUGUGUCACAAAUGAGUUGAGAUAUGAGGGAUUCACGGCGUUUCGUGUUUGUUGUGACCAUUUUAUUUGUCAUAGUGCAGUCGACAUGGGGAAUUCGACACGACACUUUCUGGGGAGAGAAAGCACCUCCUGGUUGUGAGCCCUGUCCCAAGAACAAUGAGGGUCUUUUUGACACUCCAAUAUGCGGCAUGAAUGGUAUCGCUUACAAGAACUUCUGCUAUCUCACACUAAGGAACUGCAUCGCCAAGAUUUUGAAGAAGAAACCAGUCUUUCCCUCAAAGGACCCUAAAACUUGCGGGUUGCAAAUGAAGAUGUACAACACAUUCUCCGACAAACCAUUCAAAAGAAGAAGGAGAGCAAUAAAACUGUUAGAAAAGACUGUAACAGAAAACGGAGGUUACUAAGAUGAGCAACGAACUACAGUACUUGUACAUGAUUUUAUAGCUGGAAUGAAAGUCAAGAAGACACAGGGGGAGGGGGCAGCCACAAGGGGGGUCUGGGACCGAGAAAUAAUAAUUUUACAACUUACAAAGCAGUCAGUUUAGGAGUCAGCUUAUGUUAUAGUCUAACAUAUAUGUAUUAGGGGAAUCGGCCAUCCCUCCUAAAGGCACGUUGUUUAAUUUAAAGGAGCUCAGUUACGGUAUUUUGAGUGAUUUUGGCCACGUCCAAAACUACAGUUAAAUUGAAAGAACAUGAAAAUAAUAGUUUACUAAUAUAGAAAAGCACCAAAGAGAUAAUAAUAAAACAUAAAGGAACAAGGAUGA
This is a messenger RNA of Orbicella faveolata, 1613 nucleotides long. RefSeq lists its product as uncharacterized. Lineage: Eukaryota; Metazoa; Cnidaria; Anthozoa; Scleractinia; Merulinidae. Gene Ontology annotation, molecular function: protein binding. The record is from RefSeq and is a predicted model, not a curated record.